Molecule: messenger RNA, 9088 nt
Organism: Coregonus sp. 'balchen'
Lineage: Eukaryota; Metazoa; Chordata; Actinopteri; Salmoniformes; Salmonidae
Source: the annotation of a GenBank genome assembly
AUGCAUGAUGUAUACGGGUAAGAUAGUCUAGCUAGCUACAUUUUCAGAUAUUACACGUUUCUAAGUUGGACAAUAAGUGGUUUCAUUUCAAGUUAAAGUGUACUGUUAGCUAGCUAGCUAACGUUAGCUGGCUGGCUCGCUAGCUAACGUUACGUGUAUGAUGUUAUUAUUCGUAUCUCAGAGCCUUUUGCUUGGCUAGUUAGAGCCUAAUGUUAGCUAGCUAACAUUGAACCUGGUUGGUUAGCUACCAGCAGAUUCAUGCAGGGUAGUAACGACAUGAGUUGGCACUCUGGUUAAUUGUUUAACUAGCUAACGUUAGCUGGCUGGCUCGCUAGCUAACGUUACGUGUAUGAUGUCAUUAUUUGUAUCUCAGUAUCUACAGUAGUAGUAGGAGACCUUUACAGCCUUCUGUUGCUGCAAACCCUUUGAAACCCCAAGUUUCUUCAGAUGUAGGGAGGGGUUCAAAAUCUGUGCUUGCGCCUAACCUCUGGUAUUGUUACAGUAGCUAUGAUACUCAGAAACUGUUAUUGGGAGCAAUUUCUAAAUCAAUAGAGCUAUGCCGUACCAAUGUGUUUCUGCUAUGUUAGACAGACUAUUAUGAAGUAGAUAUUGUACUGACAAAGUAUACUAUAUACUUCAGUAUGUGAUCCUCUGAGGGGUUGUGAGAGGCUUUGGAUGCUUUUUGUUUUUCUGUGCGUGUGUAACGGAUGGUGUGUGUUCCGUAGGCUGUUUGAUGUGGGAGGACAGAGGUCGGAGAGGAAGAAAUGGAUCCACUGCUUUGAGGACGUGACAGCUAUUAUCUUCUGUGUGGCACUGAGUGGGUACGACCAGGUGCUGCAUGAAGACGAGACCACGGUAAGUCACACACACACACACACACACACACACAGACAAACACAUCAUUAAUUAAUUGUGACCAUAUCUCCAUACAGCACUCUACAAUGCAGCACAUUAAAUUCCAUUUAAUAUGAGUCAUAUAUGUUUCCUUCGUUGAAGACAUCAACAUAAUGAACAGCAGGGGCUUUGUACUGUACACAUCCCUGGUUUCCUCCUCAUGUUGAGGUCAGGGUUCACAAUUAGCAUUACCAUGCCCUUUAUCCAUGGAUCCUCCUUCCUGUACUGUAAACAGGUUUAGCUAGCUCUGCUAUGAAACGCAUUGCAAAUGUACAGUAGCUUAUAAUAAUAUAACCAUUUACAUGUAAGUGUAGAUUCAUUUUGGAUUUGAAUCAAAAUAAAGUGCCUUCGGAAAGUAUUCAGACCCCUUGACUUUUUCCACAUUUUGUUACGUUACAGCCUUAUUCUAAAAUUGAUUAAAUAACAUUUUAAAAAUCAGUAAUCUACACACAAUACCCCAUAAUGACAAAGCGAAAACAGGUUUUUAGAAAUGUUUGCCAAUUUAUAAAAAAUAAAAAACAGAAAUACCUUAUUUACCUAAGUAUUCAGACCCUUUGCGAUGACUCGAAAUUGAGCUCAGGUGCAUCCUGUUUCCAGGGGCGGCAGGUAGCUUAGUGGUUAAGAGCGUUGUGCCAGUAACCGAAAGGUCGCUGGUUCUAAUCCCAGAGCCGACUAGGUGUUGAGCAAGGCACUUAACCCUAAUUGCUCCUGUAAGUCGCUCUGGAUAAGAGCGUCUGCUAAAUGACUAAAAUGUAAAAUGUAAAAUCAUCCUUGAUGUUUCUACAACUUGAUUGGAGUCCACCUGUGGUAAAUUCAAUUGAUUGGACAUGAUUUGGAAAGGCACACACCUGUUUAUAUAAGGUCCCACAGUUGGCAGUGCAUGUCAGAGCAAAAACCAAGCCGUGAGGUCGAAUCAAGUGUCCGUAGAGCUCAAAGACAGGAUUGUGUCGAGGCACAGAUCUGCAGCAUUGAAAGUCCCCAACAACACAGUGGCCUCCAUCAUUCUUAAUUGGAAGAAGUUUGGAACCACCAAGACUCUUCCUAGAGCAAUCGGGGCAGAAGGGCCUUGGUCAGGGAGGUGACCAAGAACCCGAUGGUCACUCUGACAAAGCUCUAGAGUUCCUCUUUGGAGAUGGGGGAACCUUCCAGAAGGACAACUAUCUCUGCAGCACUCCACCAAUCAGGCCUUUAUGUUAGAGUGGCCAGACGGAAGCCACUCCUCAGCAAAAGGCACAUGACAGCCCGCUUGGAGUUUGCCAAAAGGCACCUAAAGACUCUCAGACCAUGAGAAACAAGAUUCUCUGGUCUGAUGAAACCAAGAUUGAACUCUUUGGCCUGAAUGCCAAGCGUCACGUCUGGAGGAAACCUGGCACCAUCCCUACGGUGAAGAAUGGUGGUGGCAGCAUCAUGCUUUCAGUGGCAGGGACUGGGAGACUAGUCAGGAUCGAGGCAAAGAUGAACGGAGCAAAAUACAGAGAGAUCCUUGAUGAAAACCUGCUCCAGAGCGCUCAGGACCUCAGACUGGGGCGAAGGUUCACCUUCCAACAGGACAACGACCCUAUGCACACAGCCAAGACAACACAGGAAUGGCUUUUGGACAAGUCUCUGAAUGUCCUUGAGUGGCCCAGCCAGAGCCCGGACUUGAACCCGAUCGAACAUCUCUGGAGAGACCUGAAAAUAGCUGUGUAGCAACGCCGGGCAUUCGUGCGGUUAAGUCAGUUUCUGCCGUAACAUGGACUCUUAUCAACAUGACGAAACUUUGUUGCUCCUCGCUGAAACAAGCAAAUUAGUAUUGGGUUGCCUAGGCAACACCCCCCACAAUGCAGCAGCAGUAGCACACAUAGAAAUAGAAUGAAUAGAACGUGCUUGGAACUUCUAAGCCUGGCAAUUUGACUGAGUAGGGUUGCACUGCAGUUACUACAUGCCACACCCACUACGUGACCACUGCCAUAACAGAACUGCGGAAAGAAGUGCUCGGCAAGCGGGGGCGAAGGACACUGUGUACCGGUGUCCUAGUUAGCUAGCAAGCUACUUCCCUCGCCGUAACGUUAGCAGAACUGCAGAAAGCAGUGCUUGGCAGGCGGGGGCAAAGGACACUGUGUGCCCGUGUCCCCUAGCUAGCUAGCAACCGCCUUCUUCAGUGGGGUUUUUCGACGGUUGGUGCAUUACCGCCACCUACUGUGCUGGAGUGUGGGCCAGAGACAGCGCUAGCAGUGGGCGUGGCAUGUAGUGACAUGUAGUGGGCGCAGCAUGUAGUAACCACUGUCUGCAGAUAGACAUUAUUGAUUUGACAGGUAAACUCAUGGGUACACUCGCAAUGGCUGCCUGGUAUUACGAUGCAAUAAUGGUCAUAUAGAAUGUUCAUUCAAAUGUUAACUGAUGUGGCUCAUGCAAUUGAAUGUAUUUUUGUAAUGUCAGUUGAGUCGAAUCAAGAAAUCGCAGCACAUAUUUCAGCUCAUAUUUUACUUCCUGCUUUUCUCCUAUCGGUGCACUGGCAAUGGCCGCCAGUCCACCCAUUAUGCCAUGAUUGACUUGAAUGGGGAUGCCUGUUCUAUUCAUCAUAUUUUUAUGGCAGCACAUGCAGUCAGGAGCGGAGGAAAGGAGAAAAUGUGCGUUUAUGGGUUUAUUUUUGAAAAAUUUAUAUAGCGAGGUCAGGAUAAUCCUAUUUGAAAACACAACUAAAUGUAUCAGAGUAGAUUUACAGACAUGAUAAACCGAAAAAGGAAGGCUCUACUGGCUCUGUUGAAAUAUGAACUAUGCCUCUGACAGGUUGACUGACUCCUAAAUCAAAGUCAUAUUUGUUUACUCCUGGACUCAUAUGCACAUGCCCGCACACACAUCCACACACACACACACACACACACACACACUACUUCAACAAACAAAAAUGUGCAUUUAUCUCUCGCUUUCUCGCCAUCUGUUUUUCCUCUUCAUGCAAGUACUGGCACACCCUCAAAGAUGUGCACAGCAGUGCAGAUUUUCUACAGCAAUUCUGUUCAAUAAUUUGACUGCGAGGUUUGGUUUGGGUUCUUCCUGCCUGCUCUACAGUUUUUUCCUUUCACCGUUGGGGGGAGUGUGUGUGUGUGUCUCUAUGUAUGUGUGUGUGGUGUGUGUGGGAGCGCGCGUGUGCAUGCAUACAUGCAUGCGUGCGUGGACACGACUGUGCGUGCGUUUUUGCUUGUGCGUGCAUGCGUGUGUGUUUGAGAGGGGGGAGAUGAGUUGAGUUGAGUUGUGCUCUCGUGCAUGUCCUUCUCUGCUCCACUGAGCCUCCCCAACCCCCCAGCAGCUCUCGUCUCUCCUUCAACGUCUUCUCGUCUCAGCUCCUCUCCUGUCAUCUCUCGCCAUCGGCUGUCCUCUCUAACCAAUCGGCAAACGCUAAAAACCCACCUGGUUCCACAGAGGGCCCUCCCACCAAACAUAUGCACAGGUAUGAAAUCUUUCACAAGGACAAAGAAUCCAAAAUCAUCUGGAAAGAGUUGAAAGCAGCACACCUUUUGGUUGUGAUGUGAUUAUGUGUGUGUGUUUAUUAUGUCUGUGAGUUUACCUGGGAUUUUCACUGUGAGGAUAUGACUGUAUGUAUAUGGGCGGCAGGCAGCCUGGCGGUUAAGAGCGUUGGGCCAAUAACGGAAAGGUAGCUCGUUAGAAUUCCUGAGCUGACUAGGUGACACAUCUGUCGAUGUGCCCUUGAGCAAGGCACUUAACCCUAAUUGCUCCUGUAGGUUGCUCUGGAUAAGAGUGUCUGCAAAAAUGUAUGUGAUAUGACACUGUUUUAUGUAUGUGUUGCCUUGUUCUCAAAGUCUUACUCAUCAGAUGCUGAUUCACCUAAUGAGAUGCAUGUUUCAUUAUGUUAUUAGUUUUCUUAUCUCUUCUCUUUCUUUCUCUUACAUUUUCUGAGAUGUACUAACACUACAAGAACACCAGUCUCUGUGACUCAUCUUAUGUACUCUUUUGGAUUGUUCUGUAAUUGGCUCUGUAAGGGCCUCUGCUCUAUUUAAUCUGUCUCUCUCAGGGCUUUCCUCUAUUUGAUCUGAUUGGCUGUGCGAGCCCUCUCUGCUGCUCUAAGUGGAUUGUGAUUGGCUGUGAAGGAGCUGUCAUGACUGUGCUCUGUCUUUUCCACUGUGAUUGAGAACAAGGCAACAAUUCACUCACAUCAGAGAGUGUCUGCUUUCAACUCUGAGUUAACAUUUAAACAGGCAAACACCAUGGUGAAAUAACUUAAAAUACCUAUAAAUGUAUUUGCAUGCCCUCCCAUCUCUGUUCUAGAGAGAAGCAUACAGGGUUUGUCCUAGACUUAGGCUACCUGGGUCGUUCCACCAAUUCGGUACCUUUUGAGAAGUGUAACUUUGUCAAAACAAUCUUUUGAUUUCACCUAAUUUACAGUAAAUAUUUUGUCAUAAAGAACACAAACUUGAAUGCAAGCUUCACAAAAAAAAAAUAUAAUUGUAAAACAUUUCCUGUCUAUCUAUGGGUAACAGGGUUGACGUGUUAUGCUUGACCCGCACAGUUUUCCACCACAAAACACCAGUAAAUGUCCAAAAAGAGUAGAACCAGCUCACCUGCUUUUACUCUAUGAUUUUACUAUUAGAUGUUCAAUGUUUCUUUAAAAUAAUAUAUUUAAAAAGGAAUAGUUUCACCAUAUUAAAACGAGAGUUCAGUUCACGUAACAGAGUUGGCCUUAAAAUGAGGGACAGACGUAAAAUAAUCACUAAUCACAUUAAAUAAAUAAUGAUCUUUAGAAAUGACUUUGUCAAAGCAACAAAAUAAAUUGGGCUUUACAAUGAUGGUGAAACUUAUUUUAGGAUUAAGUGGGUUAAAAUCUUAGAAGUGACACAGGGUUGACGGAGGGACAUGUCAAAAUGUUGAAUUUUGGCACUUUAGCAAGCAUUUAUUCAUAAAAAAAAAGAUGUAUUGAAUUCCCCAUGUGGUCUAUAUUAAAGGGCACUUAAUUUAAUAUAAUAGGCUUUUAAAAUUCAAUAUUGGUGCACAAUUUCUACUUAAAAUAUCAAAGGAAUGACAAAAGGCACUAUAUUCUUGGAACGACCUACCUAAUAACAUUAUGCAUGAACUUGGCUAACCUCCCAGGAUGCUGCGUACUUGUCAUACUUAACAUAUUACCAUGACACUGUGGCAAACAGGAUAUUGAUAAUGAAAUAGUGUAGACACUGCAUUUUAGAAUGUUCUGGGCUCUUAGGGGAAGUGGCUCACAGACAGUUAACACAAGAACUCCUGGAAAGGGCAUCUACAGUUUAGUUUCUGUUCUGCUUUUUAGUUUCCUUUCUUCACUUGUUUCUUCUCUUAUUUUAUCUGUGUGUGUGUGUGUGUGUGUGUGUGUGUGUGUGUGUGUGUGUGUGUGUGUGUGUGUGUGUGUGUGUGUGUGUGUGUGACAUAGUUCGAAAUAGAGCCACACAGCAGACUGACUGACAUGUUGUUUUCUCUACCCACAGAACCGCAUGCAUGAGUCUAUGAAGCUGUUCGACAGCAUCUGUAACAACAAAUGGUUCACAGACACCUCCAUCAUUCUAUUUCUCAACAAGAAGGACAUAUUCGAGCAGAAAAUUAAGAAAUCUCCCCUUAGUAUCUGCUUCCCAGAGUACACAGGUAAUUGAUGAAGAGUGGAGGCUGCUGAGCUAGGAGAAAAGAGAGGGAUGGAGUAGCAGCAGGAGGGACAAAUAGAAGAAGGGAUAGUGUGGGAGGGAGGGAUAAUGUGUAGAAAGGCUUGAAGAGAGAUGACUAGCAUUUGGAAUCAGAACAGUUACUCAUCCCUUACCUGGCAUGACUCCAUGUUAUCAUCUUAGGGCUUAUAGAGCAGAGCAGCCAAGGAGUCUGGGUAGCCUGCUGUACACUCUGUGUAAACCAAGGCCUCCCUCCGCAGUUAUAGGAUAAUCCAGCCGCUUAGAAAGACAUCAGGUUUUACAUUAGGUGUAAAAUAUUUGAAAAAACGAUAUAUAUUUUUGAUCCAUUCUUCGGUUUUUCUUGUCCUCAUAUCCUUCUUUUGUUUUGUCUGCUUUUCUUCCACUUGUAUUUUCCUCUUUCUAUUUAUCCUUUCUUUUAUUCACCCCACUUUCUUUCCACAUCCUGCCUCUCUCUGGUCUUAUAAAUAUAUUUUCUCAAUUUCCUCUUUCUCCUGCUCUUUCAAACCUUUUUGCAGGCGUUGACACCUUCAUGGAGGCAGUGGCCCACAUCCAGUCUCAGUACGAGAGCAAGAACAAGUCCCUCCACAAGGAAGUGUAUGCCCACGUCACCUGUGCCACCGACACCAACAACAUCCAGUUUGUGUUUGAUGCUGUCACCGACGUCAUCAUCGCCAACAACCUGCGUGGUUGUGGCCUGUAUUAACCCAAAGGAUAGACCCAGUGUGUCCCUGGAUUGACCCUUCUUCUGCACUUUUCCCUCACCCACAUAUCAACUUAAUUCACCUUUUAGAUUUGUUAAAUAAUAAGACAUUUUAAUUUAGUUGUAUAAAGAGAGCCAGCUGUAUUUUAUGCCUCAGGCAUUGAACAUCAUAAGUAGAAGUGAAUACAGGAAAGGGAGAUGACCCUUGACUGGAACAAUUAGUUUAGUGUGAUAAAGAAUAUACAUUUUGACAAUCACUCACCUGCAAAACUAUUCAAUACAAUCUAGACAUCCAUGGUGAAUCACAUUUCCGAAGCAAGAUGCAUUUGAUACAUUUGUAGCAAAGUCAUGUUAGUGGUAGGUUAUUUAGGAAAAUAUGCUGUUUUACUAAAACACUAAGGCAGUUAUUACUUUUGUGUAACUGGCAUUGGGUCACCACCAGAGAUGAACAAUCAUCUACAGUUUACAAGGAAAACUGCUCAUCUUUACCAACAAAGUAUCUAUUGUAAUUUGUCAUUUUGCUUAUUGAGUAGUAUCAUCUGAUAUGAAAGGAAUUUGUGCCUGGAUGGUUUUGUGAAACACUUUGAAGUUGGAAUUGGAGUUAAUUUGUUUGCGGCUAGUGGAAGAUGGUACUGUAUAAAUAAUGUGAAUUUGUGGAUUUCUUGGGUUGAAAAAUGAUUUGCUGUUCUGCUUAUAUGUCAUGUAGGUUCUGAGAUAUUAGUCUUGGAAGGCUUUUUUUUGUUGUCGCUACAAGUUUUGUGAGAUUCAAUGGUUGGGUUUGAAAUGUGUAAGAUUUGAAAGUACAGCCAAAGAUGUCAUGUACACUGCAGUGGCCUUACUGAAGGUAACAUUGUUACUAAACAGUAUAUUUGGGUAAGAAACUGAGCCCAUUUAUUAUGCAAAUUGGUAGGAGUGACAAUCAACAUAGUCACUGCCUGGAGUUGAGUUAGAGCUGAUAGUUAGAGAUGUAGAAAUAUUCAACUGUUAUAUUUAGUCCAGAAUUUCCUGUUGCAGUUUAGGUGCCUCAGCAGUCUCAACCAAGCACUUGGAGUUAUUUACCGUAUAUUGAUGGUGAUUGGCCUGGCCAAGUCAGUAACUAUUUUAUCUUACUGGUGCCAAUGCUAUAUUCUUAAUGGGAGAGUCAAUAGGCUAAGGAGCAGGUAGUUUAUAAUGUGUGUGUUAGAGCAGAUAAGGUAGUAUCUGUUUGUGGUAUACUGUAAGAGAGAGUGUGUGUAAGAUUAGGUAUCUGUGGAUUAAUAAUCCAGGAAACAGCUGUUCCAUCCCUCAUUACACAGACCCUCAGGGAGGACACCAAAUGUCACAACACCCUCCCUGUUCUUCUGCCAAAUAAUGCCAAACCACUCUAAGAAGGGUCAAAACCUCUUGGUUUCUUGCCAAAUAAUAUGCCGCUCCUGAAUCUGGGGGUGGACUGAUACUGCCCUCCUCGUUUAGCUGUACAAAAACCUGUACUCUUUUCUUGUCAUGGCUGUAGGAAGCUCCAUCUCUUAGAAAGCACUAAUUUGUCUGCCUCACACACCCAUGUAGGUGCCGGGUGAGUGGGGGUAGGGCAGAUGUUACCAUGAUGAUCGUUCUCAGCACCACGCCUGCCUUCGCUAGUAGGUACAGCCUCGUGUGUCAGGUGACUCUGAUAGCCCAAGUCACUGCAGUGAUUCUAGGGGCUCUGUAAAAGAUUUGUUGACUACACUAAAAUGUCAUUGCAGUAAGAUACUGUGUGUUGCUUCGGUAGGUGCACAGGACUCAGGAGGCAAAGGCUGUGUCAGCCCUCAGGCCAGUUAGUUCUCCACAACAGGACAUGAACUCUUAAAUUCUCAUGAGCAGACAAGUUUCAUGUGCUACAUUU